ACAAAAAAAUGGCGGCUGUGUUGCAGGAAAUGUUGGAGCGGUCGGAGAUAUCAAAACUCCCCAAAACUGUCUUAACUAAGUUAGAGAAGUACAUUUCUGAACAGCAAUGUGAAGUUGAUUGUCUGAAAGCACAACAGGAGCAAUAUCGUGUGGAUAAUGAACAACAGUAUUUUGACAUUGAGAAGAAGUUCGCAGAGAGUCACUCUCAGUUUGUGUCCCAGACUCAAGAGCAUCAGAUACUGAAAGAAGAGUACUGCAAACUGGAGGAUGAGCUGAAAUGCUUACGAGAGAAAAAUAAGGAGCAAGUGUCUUCAUACACCAAACUAGAAUUACAACAGAAUGAACUUUCCAAAGCCAAAGAUGAGCUUGAGGCAGAAAAACGAGAACUUGUGCGGACAUUGGAAAGAAGAUCCCAGGAGAUGGAACGACAAAGCGAGGACCUGAAGCAUCUUAAUGAUAGAUUGGUGGAAGUCAAUGCAGAGAAGAUGCAGUUUCAGCUCAAGCUGGAUGAGUCAGAAGCCACUGAGGUCUCAAUCAAGUUUAAAGAGAAACGAAUGGAGCAGGAGAAAGAUCUACUCCAGGGUCAGGUGACCUGGCUGAAUACUGAGCUUAAAGCCAAGAGUGAAGAGCUGCUGUCUAUUUCCCGGCAGAAAGGCAAUGAGAUCCUGGAACUCCAAUGCAACCUUAAUAACAAGGAGGAUGAAAUCGCCUGCCUCCAAGAUCAGGUGACCAGUCUGAAGGCAUCCAAUGAGAACCUUCAGAGGCAAGCUGAGGAAGUGAUUACUAAGAUGAGAGAGGCAAAGGAACAGCAAGCCAGUUUGGAGGAGAAGUUCAGUAAUGAGCUCAAUGCCAACAUCAAACUCUCAAAUUUGUAUAAGGGAGCGGCAGCUGAUGCAGAGGCCAAGAGUGAGGAGCUCAGCAGAGCUGUUGAUGAACUUCACAAGCUGCUUAAAGAGGCUGGAGAGGCGCACAAAGCUCUGGAAGUGAAGAUGGCAGAGCUGGAGAGUUGUAAAGACAAAGAAAUCGCUGAACUGAAAGAGAAAAUAAGCAGCCAGGAGAAAGAGCUGGAAAAUGCAAAUGAUCUGCUGUCUGACACCAAACACAGAGGGGAGCAGGUGACCACAAUGUCUCCCACAGCUGCUGCAGUUGCCAAAAUCAUCAAACCAGGCAUGAAACUUACAGAGAUUUAUACAGCUUAUGUUGAGACCCAAGAACAGCUACAACGUGAGAAACUAGAGAACAAACGACUGCACAAGUACCUGGAUGACAUUGUGCAGGAGAUGGAAGCAAAGGCGCCCAUCCUGAAGAGACAGAGAGAGGAGUAUGAGCGCAUGCAAAAGUCUGUUUCCAGUCUCUCUGCUAAAUUAGAGCAAGCUGUCACGGAGGUCCACCGCUUGCAGAAAGAAGCAGAUGAAAGCAACAAACGUUCAUCUGUGUUGGAGAGAGAUAACCAGAGGUUUGAGGUGCAGCUGGCUGACAUGUCUCAACAGGUGCGGGUCCUCCUCAUUGAGCUGGAGGAAGCACGUGGUAACCAUGUGAUGCGUGAGGAGGAUGAGGUGUGUUCAGCGGAUGUGAGCAGCACUUCAGAGGUGAUUUCUCAGCACCUGGUCACCUUCCGCAGCGUUGAAGAGCUGCAGCAGCAGAACCAGCGACUCCUAGUGGCACUAAGAGACCUCAGUGAGGAAAAGGAAAAGGUUGAGUUGGAGGGAGACACCAUGAAACGCAGUGAGGUGGAGAAAUAUCUUGAGGAGCUUCAGUGUGAGUUGGAGCAGCUGAAGGAAAAGAGAGCUCAGGAUCUGCAGAAGGUUGACGCUGUGGCACGACAAAGGGAUAUGUUCCGCAUGCUUCUGACCCAGGCCACUGGAUUCACCUUCCCACAGGGUGCUGGUAAUGAGGAGCUUAUGCUGACCUCAACCCCCCGCUGUUCUCCAGCCGUCACACCCACUGCAGGCACCCCUACAGUACUGGUUGCCACGGCAAUAGAGUCCACCGAGUCGGUAGAGGCCAAGGCUGCUCUGAAGCAGCUUCAGGAAGUCUUUGUGGCCUAUAAAAAGGAAAAAACUGAGUCUGAAAAAGUCCUGACUGGGCAAAGCGACAAACUGCAGGAUCAAGUGACCGAACUGCGUUCUGAAAACACCAAGAUCUCCACACAGCUGGAGUUCACCUCCAAGCGGUAUGAGAUGCUCCAGGAUAACGUGGAGGGAUACCGUAAGGAGAUUGCCUCUCUGAAUGAGAAGACUCAGAAACGGGCUGCAGCAAUUCAGCAGAGUGAACAGACCAUACACACCCUCACCCAGGACCUGCGAGCAGCAGCUGAGAAACUCUCAACAGUUGAGUCUGAAGCAGAGAACCUGCGUAAAGAGAGAGACAUGUUGAAGAUGGUGGAGAUCAGACUGACACAAGAGAAAGAGUCCUUCCAGGCCCAACAGCUUGGCCAGAACAUGUUGCUGACCAACCUCAAAUCAAUACAGGCAACUCUGGAGCACUCCGAGACGGAUACCAGACAGCGGCUGACUGCUCAGAUUGAGAAGCAGGAGCGAGAGAUCACUCAGCUCCAGAAGAGACUCGAGAAUGAGGUGGAACAGAAGCACCUGCUGGCACGCAAUCAAGACAUGCAGCUGAUGGAUGUUAAGAAGCAGCUGGAAACACAGACUUCACAGUACCACAGGACAAGAGAACAGCUUAGUGCUGCCCAACUCGAGCUUAACAACCUAAAGCUGCAGAUGAGUAGCAGGGAGAGCCGGCUGGUGUCCCCUAUGGUACAUAAAGGCCUGCAGAGCAGUGAAGGUGACAUGGAGGCUCUGCGUGCCCAGCUGAGGCAGGCUGAGAGCAAGGGAGAAGAGCUGGCCGAACGACUGAAGAACACUACUGCCAACAUGGAACAGUACAAGGCCAUGAGUCUUAACUUAGAGGAGUCCUUGGAUAAAGAGAAACAGGUAACUGAGCAUGUGCGAUCGUCUGUGCAAUCCCAAGUGGAGGCAGCUCAGGAACAGUGUAAACAGCUGGAGCAGAAACUUCUGGAAGCGGACAAGGAGAAGCAGAGCUUGCUGGAAGAGAAAAGCAGAGCCUUUGCCGCAGUGGAGCAAGAGUUGAGCAAGCUGAGGAAAUCUCUAAGCAGCCUGCAGGCGGAACACCAGAAUGCCCUGGAGAGAGCUGCUGUUGCUGCUGCACAAGAGCAGCAGGCCAUCCUGGACAGUCAGGAGCAGGCUAAGAUGGCAGCUGAGGCGCAGGAUAAGUAUGAGAGGGAGAUGUUGCUGCAUGUGGCCGAUGUGGAAGCACUGCAGGCUGCCAAAGCACAGGCUCUGCAGGCAGCUCAUCUCAGACAGCAGCUGGAGGAGAAAGUUCAGAGCACCAGUGCACAGCUGCUAGAGGCUCGUGUCUCUUGGGAGGAGCAAGAGAAGAUAAUCAAGGAGGAGCAGUCUAAGUUAGAGUCUCGCUGUGAAGAUCUGCAGAGGCAGAACACACUCCUUCACGAGCAGAUACAGACUCUGAGUGGACAAAUGGCCAGUCAGCUGCAGCGAGCCACCAGUGAGAGUCCUCUCAACGUCUCUCUGACAGAGGAGGGCAAGUCUCAGGAGCAGCUCAUAGAGAUCCUAAGGUUUGUGCGACGGGAGAAGGAGAUCGCAGAGUCUCGGUUUGAGGUGGUCCAGGGUGAGAGUCUGAGGCACAGGCUAAGAGUGGAACAUCUGGAGAGAGAGCUGAAGGAUGUGCAAGAGAGUCUAAAUGCGGAGAGAGAGAGGAUGCAGGUGACUGCAAAGACUCUGACCCAGCAUGAUGAGCUGAUGAAGAAGACAGAAACCAUGAAUGUGCUAAUGGAGACCAAUAAGAUGCUGAGGGAGGAGAAAGAGAAACUGGAACAGGAGCUGCAGGAUACUCAAGCCAAGGUGCGUAAACUGGAGUCAGACAUCUUGCCCAUGCAGGAGUCCAAUGCAGAGCUGAGUGAGAAGAGUGGUAUGCUACAGGCAGAGAAGAAGCUUCUGGAAGAAGAUAUCAAACGCUGGAAAGCUCGCACUCAGCACCUGGUGAGCCAGCAGAAGGACACUGACCCAGAGGAGUACAAGCGCCUGCACUCUGAGAGGGAAGCGCAUCUCAAACGCAUCCAGCAGCUUGUCGAGGAUACCAGUCGGCUCAAAGCUGAUGUUGCCAGGAGCAGUGGCUCUUUGACUAUGCUGCAAUCCCAGGUGCAGAACCUAAGGGAGAACUUGGGGAAGGUGAUGGUGGAGAGGGACAGCCUGAAGAAAGACCAGGAGGCCAAAAAUCUGGACAUCCAGGAGAAACUGAAAACCAUCACACAAGUUAAAAAGAUUGGUCGACGUUACAAAACCCAGUACGAGGAACUCAAGGUGGAAUAUGACAAGUUGGUAGCUGCAGCGGCAUCUGCACCAGCCCAGGAUCAAGAGGCACAGCAGGCAUCAGCUCAAGAACUUCAGGCCGUCAAGGAGUCCCUCAACCAAUCAGAGAACAGGACAAGAGAACUGGAAGACCAUCUGGAGAAUCUCAGUAGAACUGUAGGUGAGCGGGAAGCAGAGGCACGCAGUGCACAGGAACAGGCCACUCGUCUACAGGCAGAGCUAACACGACUCAGGCAGGAGCUUCAAGAGAAAUCAUCUCAGGAGGAGCGACUCAAACAGCAGCUGACUGAAAAGGAGGAGAGGACCAAGAAGGCUAUAGUAAUGGCCAAGCAGAAGAUCAGCCAGCUUACUGGUGUAAAAGGUCAGCUCCAGAAAGAAAAUGAGGAGCUGAAGCAACAAAAAGAGGAAAUGGAAGUGCGAGUGAGUGCACUAAAGUCACAGUAUGAGGGGCGUCUGAGCAGACAGGAAAGGGAGCUGCGAGACCUCCGCGAGCAGCAGGAGAGACAUGGAGAACAGAGAGAUGAACCUCCAGAACAGGGCUCCAGCAAGACCCAGGAACCGCAAAGGACAACAGAACAGCGACAGAUCUCCCUGAAGUCCACACCAGUGGCAGAAAGAGGAAGUGCAAGCUCUUCAGAACCUCCAACUGCUAACAUAAAGCCCACGCCACUGGCAGCAACCCCCAGCAAGCCUCCAGCCAUUCCAGGAAACAAAUCCACCCCAAGGGCCAGCAUCAAACCCAUGAUCACUCCUGCCCCAGUGCCCACCCCUACACCCACUGCCACAGUCAUGCCCACCACGCAGGUGGAGAGCCAAGAGCCCAUGCAGUCGUCCGAGGGCCCACUUGAGCAUGUGACUGUGUAUGGAAGUGCCAGCGGUUCAGUGCGGUCCACCAGCCCUAAUGUUCAGACCACCCUUGCUCAACCUCUGCUGAACGUUCAACAGCAGAGCCAGGCCACUGCAUUCAUACAGCCCACCCAGCAACAGACCCAGCCCCCUGCUGAACCAUCCAAUCAGGAACCUCCAGCUGCUGUAAUGUUCCCAAACCCACAGUUAGACAGGCCUCUUUCUACAUCUACGGGGAUGUGGAGUGCCACCGCUAGCACAAGCAGUGCCAGUGCAGUGUCCGCAUCUCCUAGUAGUGCCUUGAGCAAACGCCCCCGUGAAGAGGAACAAGAGAGCAUGUCUGCUGACACACAGUCCCAGGAUGAGCCCAAUGACACACCCAUUUGCAAGAGGGUUUGCAUUCAUAGAGUAGGUCUGGAGGAAGAGAUGUUGGCUGAAGACAGCACUGAGGCUGAGAGUGUUGUACCGGGUGAUAGCCAGGAGGCUCCUGAUGCUCGACAGGAGUUGGAGUGCUACUCUACUUUGGAGGAGAUGGAUGAGGCACCAGGACCAUCUCAGUCUGUCCCUGGAGGUCGACUUCUGCCCCAUCCCUCUGAGACCCAUCGAAGCCUGGAGGAGCCUGAUCAUCAUGUCAUAGUCAUUGUUAGUGACACAGAUAGUGAGGGAGACCACGAAGAGGAAUCCGAGGAGGAGGAGGAGGAGGAAGAAGAGCAGGAUUAUGAGGAUGAGGAAGAGGAGGAUGAGGAAGAUGAUGAUGAUGAGGAGGAGGAUGGUGGUAUUGGGGAAGAGGGAGAAGAGAGCAAUGAAGGGAGCAGCAGCAGAGAUGGCAAUGAGGCCUACGAGGGAGACGACACAGAGGGCCCUGAUCCCACAGAUCCAGGCACUGAGACAGAGGAAAGUCUUGGAGCGACAGACUCCACCCAACGCAUGGCAGAUUCUCAGAGCUUUGAAACUAGCACAUUGGAUGCUUUUGAAGCACCUGUCACCAGCUCUGCCCCUCGACCUCACCCCCAAUCACCCAGGAGACCUCAGCAUCCUCUUCCACCUCGUCUAAACAUCUUGGCCCCACCUGCUCAAGAGUUGGGACCCCCUCCACAAGUCCAGAGGCUCCCAGUUCGACGGCCGUCAAUGGGACGAGGCCUCCAGCUUACUUCUGGAAUGGCCAGUAGUGCACAGCAUUUCUAUGAGGAUGAUGACAGGAUGGUUCCUAGUACCCCUACACUUCCUCCUCCUCGCUCAGACGGAUUUGCUGAAGCAAUCCAUUCUCCACAGGUCGCAGGCGUAUCACGAUUUCGAUUCGGUCCUUCAGAUGACCUCCCGCAGACCAGCUCCUCUCAUUCAGACCUUUGCCUGCUGCCCUCACAAGGUUUAGGCAUGUUUGAGAGUUCUGUUUUCCUUGGAGCUCAUGAGGAGGAGUCAGGAGGACGCAGUGUGCCCACAACCCCACUACAGAUUGCCGCUCCUGUGACAAUUUUAUCAGAGACUGUGGCAUCUGAAGCAAUUGAGCAUGCUUCUCAGUCUGUGCCCAUGGUGAGCACCUCCACACCCGGCCUUAGUGCUCCUGCAGGCCCUAGUGGAAUGGAGGAGAGAGACGACUUGUUCAUGGAUGCAGGAGACAGUGCUGAAGCUUCACUUGAUGCUGUGUCACAGACUGAGGCGGAGGAACCAGCCCAGCCCUCAGAGGAGGCCAGUCUGCCUUCCACAAGCCAGGAACCUUCAUCUAGUUCUGCAGACACAAGCAGCUCUCAGCCUCCUAAAGUCCGAACGGGAUCUGGGAGACAGUGGACUGGUGGUCGUGGUUCAAUGGGCUUUGUAAAGAGAGGUAAGAAUAUGAACAAUUUUCUCCAAAUGUGGCAAAUAUCUUUAUUUUUAUUUUUUCAGACAUUUAGUUUUUAACCCAGCUGUAUUAACACAGUAAUAUUUAACAUAAUCAAGUGGAUUUGACAUCUUUCUUGUAGAUGGCAUCACGUGUGUGAGGGGACGUUUUGCCAGGUGAAGCAGUUCUGAAGCAACACAUUCUGAAUUAAUAGCUCCAAAAGAACACAGCCAUACUUUUGGUCUGCUUGUCAAUGUAUUAUAAUUUUUGCUUGUUAGUUUAAUGCUCUGAGCAAUCCAUCAAUGUUAUUUUAAUGAUUUUACAUCCGUACAAUAAAAUUGUUUUGAAGGAAGUCUUUGUUUGUCCUUAAUUCCAUCUCCAAAGAUGCAGCAUUACUAUCAAAGGUUGUUUUGCACUGCACCUAAGACAGGUGCAUCACUAAAAAUAUAAAUUUACCACAAAUGGCA
This is a messenger RNA of Sinocyclocheilus anshuiensis, 7481 nucleotides long. RefSeq names its product nucleoprotein TPR-like. The record is from RefSeq and is a predicted model, not a curated record. Lineage: Eukaryota; Metazoa; Chordata; Actinopteri; Cypriniformes; Cyprinidae. Gene Ontology annotation, biological process: mRNA export from nucleus; protein import into nucleus; regulation of mitotic spindle assembly. The coding region runs from base 9 to 7094 and encodes 2361 amino acids. Gene Ontology annotation, cellular component: nuclear pore. The transcript has 49 exons. Gene Ontology annotation, molecular function: structural constituent of nuclear pore.